AUUAUCGAUACCGAGUAACUCAAGUGUUUGGGUAAACCAUAACAUGGUUACCAUAUUGAAAAAUGAAUUGGAAAUUUGUUUUAUUUAAAUUAUUAAAUAUUUGAUUGGCUAUUUAACAUGCUGUUAUCUAGAUUAUUUUUCAGAGGAAUUUCAUCCUCAGUUAAAGUUUGUGAGAGCCAGUUUUUCAAGCGGCUGAUUCCUGUUGAUGAAUAUUGUGAGCGACAAGCAAAACUUGUCAAUUUGAUUGUUAAUCAUGUCAAGAAAAAUAACUUUUCGUACUCUAAUGUCGGCUCCUUGAUCGUUGUUAGUGGUGCUAAAAGGAUGUACACAGCAGAUACCAGAAUUCCCACCAUCCAUUUCAAGCAAAAUUCAGAUUUCCUCUACUUAACCGGGUUGAAUACUAAGGAAGCUGCUCAUACUGUUUUGAUUAUUCUUGGUCCUGAUGCAAAAUCAAAGUUAUUUCAGUCAUUUUUGUUUGUUCCUUUUUCUAGUCAAUUGCAGUUAAUUUGGGAAGGCGAAGGACUCAAAGAUGGUCAUUAUCAGUCUCAUCUAUCUCAAAUUUCACAUGUUGUGGAAGACAUCUCCAAGUUGCCGCAAUUUUUAAAAAGCCACUCAGAUAGACCAAUUUUUAUGUGUCGAGCUGGUCUUGAAUUGAUUCCACCUACUAUAAGUGGCCACAAAGCCGGCAUGGAUCAAGAUACACCAAUUAAACCUCUUGAUGGUUAUAAAACUUUUGAUUUAUCUCCAUUCAUUGAUAGACUUCGCUUAUUCAAAUCUCCAAAUGAAGUGAAUGCUAUGCGACGGACAUGUACCAUUGGAGCUGAAGCUGUAAAUGCAACAAGAAUAUGGUCACAAACUCAAUUAGAAUCAAAUAAAAAAAAUUAUGGAAUCCAAGGGGUUAGUGAAAAUCAAAUUGCUGCGGAAUUUGAAUUUGCAGCUCGUUCUGCUGGUGCUGUUAAGCCAUCUUAUCCUCCUGUUGUUGCUGGUGGACCGAGGACAACAAUUAUUCAUUAUGGCGCCAAUGAUAAACUUGUUUAUCCAAAUGAAUGGAUUCUUAUGGAUGCUGGAUGUGAGGACAUAGAAGGUUACAUCAGUGACAUCACAAGAUGCUGGCCAAUUUUAGCAUCGGAAUCAAAUUCAAAGAAUCGAAUCAGUCAAGCAUUAUACGAAGCUCUUUGUGAAGUUCAUCAACAGAUAGUAGUUUAUUUGGAGAACCGGGCGCUAGAAACUUCAUUGAAUGAUCUCUAUCACUUAAUGUGCCAUCUUCUAGGGUCAGUUUUAAGUGAAUUUAAUCUUUGCCCAAGUGGUGAUCAAGCAGCCCUACUAGCUGAUCAUUUCUGUCCUCACCAUGUUUCUCAUUAUCUUGGAUUAGAUGUUCACGAUACACCCACAGUCAAUCGCGAUAUAAACUUGGAGCCAGGAAUGUGCUUCACAAUCGAACCUGGUCUUUACUUUAGAAAAGGCGAUUCAAGAAUUAAAGAAGAGUUUGAAGGAAUUGGAUUGAGAGUCGAAGACAAUUACAUCAUAAAUGCAAAUGGAAAACCAGAAAAUCUAACCGCUGGCGUUUCCCAGAUUUUCUCAUCUUGAUCAUUAUAUUCCAUCAUUAAUUUCACCACUGUUUGUGCCUUUUUUAAACAUAACAUAUAGUUUAGAGUAUUGUUAAAAGUUUCAAAUUUAAAAUUGUUGAUGUAGUUUUCAUAUGUUUUUACAUUUGAUAAAUUUCAACAGAUUACUUGCCUAUUAAUAUCUUUCUUUCAUUCAUCGUUCCGACAAUGAUGUAAUUUCUUGUAAUACAAUAUCUAACGUGAAAAAAGAUAUUACUCAUCAAC
Messenger RNA from Tetranychus urticae (two-spotted spider mite), 1829 nucleotides. Its product is annotated as xaa-Pro aminopeptidase 3. Gene Ontology annotation, cellular component: mitochondrion. Gene Ontology annotation, biological process: proteolysis. The record is from RefSeq and is a predicted model, not a curated record. Gene Ontology annotation, molecular function: metalloaminopeptidase activity; manganese ion binding. Lineage: Eukaryota; Metazoa; Arthropoda; Arachnida; Trombidiformes; Tetranychidae.